This is a messenger RNA of Myotis daubentonii (Daubenton's bat), 1254 nucleotides long. Its product is annotated as atherin-like. NCBI's taxonomy places the organism in Eukaryota, Metazoa, Chordata, Mammalia, Chiroptera, Vespertilionidae. The record is from RefSeq and is a predicted model, not a curated record. The coding region runs from base 1 to 1254 and encodes 417 amino acids. The transcript has 3 exons.
AUGCCAAGGGAAGCAUGGCACAGGCAGCCGGAGGAGGGCCAGGGGCUGCCGAAGCACCUGAAUCCGGGCGCCGGGGAAAAACGGAGCCGAGCGGCCAGGCUGGCCCAGCCCCCGCUCCGCGGUCCCCGGGGAGCAGAACGCGUCCCAGCAGCGGCACCGUCCUACAGGCUCGGACUCUCGGAGCGCGGGGGCCUGGAGAAACCCCUUCCAGGGCCCCCUGAGCCCGGCCGGACUGACGGGCCCGAGGGCGGGCGUCUCCGGCCUCAGGCUUCCCGGCUCAUCUCUCCGGUGACGGCGGCGGCCCCGCCACUCCUGCUGUCCUCAGGCGCCGCCGCCUCAAUCCAGGCUCCCAACGGCUCUGGGCCGCGCGCCGCCCCGCCGCGGCCGCCUCUCGCUCUGCUUCAGCUUCCACCUCCACCGCCUCCCCCUCCUCCGCCUGGUUCCCCUCCCGCGAGCCCCAGGCCCACCGGCGGUGGCGGCGCACGAUUACUACGUCACACGGCGAACAGCGCCGGCGCGGUCCCCGCGCGCCUAGCCCCGCCCCCCACGGACGUAGCCGCCACGGGCCGGGCCCGCCCCCGAGCCCACGCCUCCGCGCGCCCGCUGACCAGGCUGCGCGCGCCCCACCGCUCCCUGUUGCGCCUGCGCGCCCCGACCGCCGCCGGGCACGGUCCUUUCAGCCUGGAGCGCCCGGGCCGAGCCCUUUCGUGUCGUGGGGCGCCAGGGGAGUGCUGGAGGCAGGAGAACAAAGAGCUCAGGCGUGAGGCAAGACCAGCAUCAAGACGUGCGGUGGAUUCAUCCAAGGCUCCCCGGCGACCCGUCUCAGCCCAGAGGGGCUUGGAGCGGCCUGCCCCGCCGGGGGAUGCCGAGCAUGAAAGGCAAAACCUGGGACCCAAAGAGGAACGUGGCUGCACGGGGACCGUCGUCGUCGUCGGGCAUCCCCUGCCGAGUCCCGUAAUAAAUAGUCCUCUCGUGAUGGAAGCCAAGGCGCAGUGGAUGGAGGGAAGCGAGGGUGCGGCGAAGAGACAGGAUGGACGCCUCGAGGAAGGUGCGGCGCAGGAGCCGGGAGUUUCCUCGCGCGGGGCGGCUUUGUGCACUCCCGCCGGCGGGCGGUUCUCCCGGGCCGCCGCUAGGUGGCGGUGCCGUCCUGGAAGCCUUCCAGGGCCCGGAGCAGGGAGACAAUGCCUGGCAUUCUCUCCUCGCCCUCCACAGCCCCAAGAAUCUGGGGCUAGAUCAGAGACAAAAGCAAGAUAG